UCCUUAAAAGGCGAACUACUUCACUCUGGUUGUUUUCCACAUGUUAUUCUUCAUCAGCAAAUGCAAAUCUUCUUUCUCAAUAGAGGAAAAAGUUGCGCACUGAAUCUUCUUACCAGAUAGAAACAUUUUUUUGAGGGGGGUUUCAUUUUUGAAUAAAAGCAAAACAUUUCUGCAGAACAGUCUUUCUACGAAGCAGCAUGCUUAAGGUCCCAGAUCAUCAGGUUGCUGGACACAAAGCUGGUGAUGGACGGCUUGGACCACUGGUUGACGACUCAGGGCGUUUCUACAAGCCUCUUCAGGGUGAUGAGCGUGGAGCUAAUGAGGUCUCCUUUUAUUCAUCAUUUUCUUCAAACACUAAAAUUCCUGAUCAUAUCACAAGGUUCUUCCCCAAGUUUGAUGGUACUCAGCUUGUGGAAGCAUCUGAUGGAUCUGAGGACUACGUCCAGAAGUGCUUAAAGAAGGAUAGGGCAAGUUCAAGCCUUCCGAUGGGAUUCAGGGUAUCAGGUGCGCGAAUCUUUGGAAGCUUAAAAUUAGGAUACUGGGAGCCGAAGAACAAAUCUUCAAUUCAGAAACUUUCUGCUGAUGAAGUAAAGUUGCUUCUAAAAAACUUUGUUUCGUCUAAUGCAUCAGAAGAGACACAAAUGAAACCAGAUUGUGCAUUCGCAUCAACUGUUUAUGGUGGCUCCACGGGUAUUUUAUCACAGUUACAGGAACUAAAGGCAUGGUUUGAGGAUCAAACGAUCUACCAUUUCUAUUCUUGCUCAGUUCUUAUGAUGUUUGAAAAGGAGCUUGCAUCAUGUGGAAAGAGCCCCCGGGCAGAAAUCAAGCUUGUUGAUUUCGCCCACGUUCAUGAAGGCAAGGGUGUUAUUAAUCAUAACAUCCUAGGCGGGCUUUGCUCUUUCAUAAAAUUCAUCUCUGAGAUCCUCACCACUCCUGAAGAUUGUGCAACUGACCCAUCCAGACCACUCGGAGAACCUACUUGUCUCUUAAGGGUUGGGUUGAUUCGGAAAGCUACUAUAGAGUGUAGAAAUAUUUUAUUUUUCGAUGCAUAUAACGAUUUUGUAAGUCUAUUGUAGACUAGAUGUUUGCAAAUCUCAACACUCCACCAACCAACUAUGAAUCUCAAAUCUUCUAACCAAUUUCCUUAUUCUGAAUUUGAAUUACUUGUGGACAACAAUUUUGUAAGUUUGAUUUUAUUGUCUUUAUGACUUGCUGAUUUUCAUCUA
Salvia splendens (bonfire salvia) is the source of this 1226-nucleotide messenger RNA. RefSeq names its product inositol polyphosphate multikinase alpha. Gene Ontology annotation, cellular component: nucleus; cytoplasm. NCBI's taxonomy places the organism in Eukaryota, Viridiplantae, Streptophyta, Magnoliopsida, Lamiales, Lamiaceae. The transcript has 3 exons. The record is from RefSeq and is a predicted model, not a curated record. Bases 198 to 1076 code for a protein of 292 amino acids. Gene Ontology annotation, molecular function: inositol tetrakisphosphate kinase activity; inositol-1,4,5-trisphosphate 3-kinase activity. Gene Ontology annotation, biological process: inositol phosphate biosynthetic process.